Budorcas taxicolor (takin) is the source of this 3975-nucleotide messenger RNA. RefSeq names its product differentially expressed in FDCP 8 homolog (gene DEF8). The record is from RefSeq and is a predicted model, not a curated record. NCBI's taxonomy places the organism in Eukaryota, Metazoa, Chordata, Mammalia, Artiodactyla, Bovidae. The transcript is spliced from 12 exons. The coding region runs from base 82 to 1425 and encodes 447 amino acids.
AGGGCGGCGAUGGAUACGCUAUAACGAGCCCGGCGGGGCGGCUACAAUGUAACCCGGGCGGUGGUGGUCAGGUAGGGUGCUAUGGAAUAUGACGAGAAGCUCGCCCGGUUCCGGCAGGUCCAUCUCAACCCCUUCAACAAGCAGCAGCAUGAGCAGGGGGCUGGCGAGGAGGCCCCGGACAUUACUUCUCAAGCACGCCUGCCUGAGCUGCCUCCCGGGGAGCCAGAGUCCCGCUGCCCAGAGCGUGUGAUGGAUCUUGGCCUGUCUGAGGACCACUUCGCUCGCCCCGUGGGCCUGUUCCUGGCCUCUGAUGUCCAGCAGCUGCGGCAGGCCAUCCAGGAGUGCAAGCAAGUCAUCCUGGACCUGCCAGAGCACUCGGAGAAGCAGAAGGACGCCGUGGUGAGACUCAUUCAUCUCCGGCUGAAGCUGCAGGAGCUGAAGGACCCCAGUGAGGAUGAGCCCAACAUUCGAGUCCUUCUUGAGCACCGCUUCUACAAGGAGAAGAGCAAGAGUGUGAAGCAGACAUGUGACAAGUGUAACACAGUCAUCUGGGGCCUCAUUCAGACCUGGUACACCUGCACAGGGUGUUAUUACCGCUGUCACAGCAAGUGUUUGAACCUCAUCUCCAAGCCCUGUGUGCGGUCCAAAGUCAGCCACCAGGCCGAGUAUGAGCUGAACAUCUGCCCUGAGGCAGGCCUGGACAGCCAGGAUUACCGCUGUGCUGAAUGCCGAGCACCCAUCUCUCUGCGGGGCGUGCCCAGCGAGGCCCGGCAGUGCGACUACACUGGCCAGUACUACUGCAGCCACUGCCACUGGAACGAUCUGGCUGUCAUCCCAGCGCGUGUGGUGCACAACUGGGACUUCGAGCCGCGCAAGGUGUCCCGUGGCAGCAUGCGCUACCUGGCGCUGAUGAUGUCGAGGCCAGUGCUCCGGCUCCGGGAGAUCAAUCCUCUGCUGUUCAACUAUGUGGAGGAGCUAGUAGAGAUCCGGAAGCUGCGCCAGGAUAUCUUGCUCAUGAAGCCAUAUUUUAUCACCUGCAGGGAGGCCAUGGCAGCGCGCCUGCUCCUGCAGCUCCAGGACCGGCAGCACUUUGUGGAGAACGAUGAGAUGUACUCGGUGCAGGACCUGCUGGACACGCACACGGGCCGGCUGGGCUGCUCUCUGGCUGAGACCCACACGCUGUUUGCCAAGCACAUCAAACUGGACUGUGAGCGGUGCCAGGCCAAGGGCUUUGUGUGCGAGCUCUGCCGGGAGGGAGAUGUGCUGUUCCCCUUUGACAGCCACACGUCCGUGUGCGCCGACUGCUCUGCCGUCUUCCACAGGGACUGCUACUACGACAAUUCCACCACGUGCCCUAGGUGUGCGCGCCUCACUCUGCGGAAGCAGUCGCUCUUCCGGGAGCCUGGUCCAGACCUGGACGCCUGAGCAAUGGAAGCCCUUCUAGGCCUGUCUGUCCUGCUGGCCGUUGCCACAGUCAACAUGUUUCCUGUACUGUGGAGACCUAGGGUCUGGCCCCUGGACCCCGCCACUGCUGAGCCAGCACCACCAGGACCACCGUCCCCCGGCUCGUGUUGGGGCUUGAAGUGUCUGUUUUUUGGUUUGGCUGCUGUGAGGGCCAGGAUGUACACCCUUCCUCCACUGCAGAGCUUUGAGGGUCAGGUGGGGGGAGCAUCCCUCACCUCCCCUUUGGUCAAGAGCCCCCCACCCUACCCUGCCCACCUUGGGAGCAAGGCUGCUGGGCCCUGGCUAUCCUGGAAAUCCUGGAAGUCUUCCGGGAGUGCCGACAAGACUGAGGAUGCAGUCUUAGCCUGACUUUUGCCUGUGGUGGAUGGUGUGGGUUCUACUUGGAGGCCCCUCCCCCAGCCCCUGGCCUCUUUGAGGUCCCCUGGUUGUCCCUGGCUGGGGCUGUGUUCAUCACUAUCUCCCAAGGGCCCUGCCCCUGCCCCCGGGUUCUCUCUCUGGGGCCUUCGCCAGUAGGAUCAUUCCAGGGGCUGCUGGCUGCCGUGGAGAUCUCACCUCCUAACCGCCCCUGCCUUGGCCCAGCCCAGCUCACUCUGGUGCUUCAUGCUGCGUGGCUGAGGGAGUCCCACCCAGUGAGGAAGUGUGCUUCCAGGUAUUGGGCAAGACCGUGCCCCUGGCAGGUCAAGGUUAGGUGAGAGGGCUAGGGGACAGUAGACCUGGACCGAGUGUGCCUAUGGAGGACUCCGGAUCACUCAGAGACCCCCCCAACCGGGGCCUUAUGUUUGGGGAACUGAGAUCAGGCACUGGAAAUACUUGCUCAGGGGAGCACCAGGCAGGACUCAUGAGGUGUGGGAGGUCCUGCCACCAGCAGGCAGAGGGAGCCGGGCAUGGAGGACUGACCCAGUGGGGAAGAUGCAUUUGUGGGGACCAUCCAGGGGAAGGCUGCCCUGGCCUUGCUGGCCUUCUUCUUGCCCUGGAUUGUGCUUGGCUGUUGACACCUGGGGCUGACACACACAUGUGGUGGCUGGUGGGCGGGAGGCUGUCACCUGGACAUCCAUCACCUUUGACUGGGAAGCGCAAGGAGAGGCUUGGCCAACAGGGAGGCCAGCUGAGCCAAUGUGGGGGGUGGGUAAGGACAGUGCCAACCCCUCCAUGCCCCUUUGCACCCCAGGGAAGCCCUGCCCAGGGACUUUAGGCCACCCUCUGACUGUGCUGGGCUGUUCAGAAUGUCAGUGUGGGGGGCUGGUCCAGAUGGGGCCACCCUGCUUCCCAUUUUUGGGUCUAGGGGGUUAAAGGCUGAGCACCCUCUUCCUACACCUCAGAUCUGUACGUCUCACUGUGGCAUCACAUUUCUGUCCCAGGGAUCCUGGCUUCUCCCAAAUGGACUCUGUAAUCAGCAUCGUGUUAUUCCAGUUACAGUCACUGUGUCCGUAAGAAAUGUCAGUAGCCAUUUGUUGGGCAAGGUUGACUCUUUUUUUUUAAACUUCCUCCCACAUCACGUCUUCUCCUCCUCCCCCUUCUGGGUGACAGAGUCUUUAAACGGAAUCGUGUAGGUCUUUCUGAGACCACAUCACAGAACCCAGAGGAACCAGUUAGUAUGGGCAGGCCUCCCAGGAGAGCUGUGUGGGCUGGGUGCUGUGGACACAGCAGGGUUUGCUGCAGGGUUAGUCAGAGCCCACAGGCCCCUCCCACAGGGUCAGGUGUAAAUGGGGCACCUGACCUUGGCCUCAGUGUGCUGACACCUCUGUAGGCUGCACUAAAGCACACCCUGUGGGGUUUUUUGGGUUCCAGGAAGUGCUGAGCCCAGUCUGGCUCUGUAACAGAACCUAUGUCUUCUCUCCUGAGUCCUCCCAGAGGGAGGACUGUCAUGUUAAUUCAGUGUAAGCAGUGCCGGCCCAGGUCUAGCUCCCAGAAGCACCUCUGGUCUUCAAGUUUGACUCACUGAAAGGGCCCUUGGAGCUCAGGAGAACCCGAGACCCCCUCCCAAAUGACAUUCAAACCUCUGUGUAUGUACAUUUCUCUCUGGAGAUACGACCUCUGGUUUUGAGGAUGAUCUCAAAGAAACAUCAGGAGUGUGCGACACAAGGGGUGGGGGAAGGGUGUGUGUGGGCUGUCUGUGGGCCCACGCUGGCGCCUCCACAUCAAACAACUAAAGCCACACUUUGGUAUCAGAGGGAGCAUGCAGUCUCCACCCACCCACUUCAGGUAUGAGGAUGAGUUUUUCUUAAACUUUUAAUUUUAACAGCUGUAGGUUUACAGAAGUGCUGCAAACACAUUCCCAGGUACCCAUCUCCUGGAUUCCGUGAAUGUUAACAUUUUCCCCAUUUUGCCUUACUCUUUCUCCACACACUUUCUUUUGAACCAUCUGGUGGAAGUUGCAGAUGGUGCCCCUUUGCCUCUAAGUGCUCCUGUGUUACCCCAGCAAGGACAUGCCUCCCACAGCUACGGCGUAGUCAUGACAUCAGGAUGCUCACGUGGAUGCCGACCAUAAAGCCUACAGCAAGCGUGUUCAGA